GUAAAUUCCAAAAUCUCCGAACAAUCGUACUAUUGCAAGCUGGAUUUUUCUCCUUGAUUUUCUCAUUUUCACUACUGCUGCAUCACAAGUAAGUACCACUGCCAUUAGAAUCAUCACCAUCGACUUGAAAACCAAAUGACACUGCAAAUUAUCAAAAAGUCAGAAGUCUACUCGUACUGGCCGGUCGCCACUCCCCACGCGGCGGCCGGCAGCUGCAUGCGGGAGUAACCAUCCGCAAUUCCCACGUACCCAUUUUUCUAUUCGAUUUAUUUGUUAUUUCUCCUUCUAAUAAUCAUAAUAAUUUUAUUAUUAUAUUGGGACUUCGUUUGGGUUAAUUGGAGUUUAUUUUUAUCCCGUGUUAAAAACACAGCUUAUCGCAAACCUCUAUAUGCACACCUUUAAGCUGAUCCUAGGUACUAGACAAACGUUAAAAAAAACACACUUUGUCUAGAGGUUUCGCAACAAGUUAGAAAUUCAGAACGUGGCGAUUAAGUACGACAGCACCUAAGUGACACUUAGGUGGAGCUGAACCGUCAAUAUCGUAAUGGAGAAAUUAACAUCAUCUACAACGUACAAUCUUUUCAAUGCGAGCUCUUGAUCAAUGAUUUUAUGAAGUUGUGACUUACACUUCUUACUUACUGUUAAGCAGGGGCGUAGCUAGCACAGGAGAAGGGGGUGCCAAUGCACACCCUUGCUUUGGGCUCAACAAAGGGAGAAUAGGUGUAUGUUGGAAAGAGCCCAUUAAAAUUACACCUGGACUUGUGGACUUGGACGUUUAGGAGUUGAGACAAUAACAUAUUAAAACAAAUACUUUUAUCCAAAAAGUAUCAAAAGGAUAACAAACCAAUCUAGUAAUCAAAUUCCCUUCCAGGCUUCUGCUACAAAGGUAACCUAUAGGUAGCAUCACUCCAUCCCGAUUGACCAAUUUCCCAUUAUCAUCGCCUCAACCUGUAGGUAGAGAUUGUCAUUGUGGUUUCUUAUUGUUAUUGUCCCAAUCUAAUUGAGUUUUUUCAAUUAAUUAUUUGGUUAAUCCGUUUUUUUAAAAUAUGUAGCUUUUACCAUGGAGAAAUCUUGAUAAAAAUGGUCAAAACAACUCCAAAUGUUCAACGACAUGAAGUUAAUUCCUCAAAUGCACCUACAUUUAACUCUAACUCGACUACACAAGUACUGUCACAACAAUCUCUCCCGAUAAACCAUGAUUAUGAAUUUCGCAACAACAUAUAUAUGUUUCCAUGACUAUAGGCCACACACGGGGUGGUUGGGAUGUGGGGGAAAGAGAAAAGAUGCAAACGGGAGGGGACCUUAUCCAGCUUUUCCCCACGCCAAAGGCAAAUUAUUAAUUUAAUGGAUUGAUAUAACAUGGCAGAGACCCACAACUGCAAGAAAGCAACUGGAAGUUCCACAUAUACCGAUCAUAUAUAUACCAACUUGCUUCAUUGGUUUCGCUAAUAAGCAAGAAGGAGAAAAAUACAUAGAACAAGAAAAAAAGGAGACCGGCCGCCGGGCUAGCAAGGGAGAGAGAGAGAGAGAGCUGCAGAUCGGAGAUCGAUUCCGAUAUCCGAUCAGACCGGGCGGCCGGCCGGCGGGGUGAGCGGGAAAUGCGAAUAGGUAAAUACGAGGUGGGACGAACCCUGGGAGAAGGCAAUUUCGCCAAAGUGAAGCUAGCGAGGAACUUGGACACCGGCCACCCUUUUGCCAUCAAGAUCCUCGACAAGGCCAACAUCCUCAACCGUAACAUCGCCGAUCAGAUAAAGAGGGAGAUUGCAACGCUGAAGCUCCUCAGGCACCCUAACAUCGUCAGGUUGCACGAGGUAUUGGCAAGCAAAUCCAAAAUUUACAUGGUCCUUGACUAUGUGACCGGCGGUGAGCUCUACGACAGAAUUGCAUUCAAGGGGAGGCUAUCUGAAGCUGAAGGAAGGAAGCUCUUCCACCAGUUGAUCGACGGUGUCAGUUACUGUCACAACCAUGGUGUCUUUCACAGGGAUCUUAAGCUGGAGAAUGUUCUUCUGGAUGCAAAAGGGCGCAUCAAAAUAUCAGAUUUUGGACUCAGUGCGUUGCCAAAACAUUUCAGGGAUGACGGGCUACUUCAUACCAUCUGCGGAACUCCAAACUACGUAGCACCUGAGGUUCUGAGGAACAAAGGCUACGAUGGUGCAACCGCUGAUAUAUGGUCCUGUGGUGUCAUUUUGUACGUCACCCUCACAGGCUCCCUCCCAUUCGACGACAGGAACCUUGCUGUGCUGUAUCACAAGAUAUUGAAGGGGGAGGUGGAGAUGCCGAAAUGGAUGAGCCCCGGGGCUGGAAACCUAAUCAGCAAGAUCCUGGAUCCAAACCCCGCCACCAGAAUCACAAUGGCGGGCAUCAAGUCCGAUCCCUGGUUCAAGCAAGAUUACGUCGCAACGGCAGCAGCAACGCUACUCUUAUUAGAUGACGAAGAAUACGAAGCAGAAUUAUUAGUCGAUGAGGCCGACGACGACGACGUUGACGACGAUGACAUCGUUGUUGAUGACGAAGAUGGAAGCUACUGCAGGUUGAUGAUCCCGCCGCCACCUGCAGCUGGAGUGCUACUGCCGAAGACUCAAUCUCUACCGGCCGGAUUAUCUGAAGCCACCAGCAGCAAUAUUCGUCGUAGCAGUACUCGUCGUCCUGUCAUCAACGCGUUCCAGCUGAUAGGGAUGUCGUCGUGUCUCGACCUCUCCGGGUUUUUCGAGGAAGAGGACGUUUCCGAGCGGAAGGUCAGGUUUGCGGCGUCCGACUGCUCGUUCAAGCAACUGAUGAAGAAGAUGGAGGGGAUUGCGACGGCGAUGGGGUUCCACGUCCGCAAGGUCAUGAGGAACCAACACAUCAGGCCUAGGUUGAUGAUCAUGAAAGUGGUGCAGAACGGCCAGCACAUUAUGACGGGUUCUGCCAAAUCCAAUCUCUCGGUUGCUGCGGAGAUAUUGGAGAUAAGCCCUUCACUCUACGUAGUUGAACUGCAGAAAUCAUAUGGAGAUUCCUCUGUCUAUAGACAAUUAUGUGAAAAGCUAUCAAAUGACUUGGGGAGUUCAUCGUCAGUUACGACCCCAAAGUCAAGUUGUACCAUGGCUCUGGCGGAAGCCUGAUUCGGCCAGAUCAUACCGUUCCAGUGUGAUGGGAGAUUCAAUUGAUGGCCACAGACACAGUCUAAAUGUUUCAUUGUUCUUCUUCUGUAAUUAAUCUCGAUACACCGAUCGACUGUGUAUAUGUAAUGUAUGGAAAGUGAAGAAUAAGUAUAGAGUUAAUCAUAAUUAGAUUGUGUUAACACUUUAAGUCGUCAGAUAUUUGAAGUAUAUGCAACUUUUAUUCAAUGGUAUAGAAUUAAAAUUACAAUUUGCUAUUGGUAUAGACAUCUUCAAUUCAAAUGAAUAUGGUAUGAUGAC
Messenger RNA from Linum trigynum, 3398 nucleotides. The record is from the annotation of a GenBank genome assembly. Lineage: Eukaryota; Viridiplantae; Streptophyta; Magnoliopsida; Malpighiales; Linaceae.